CGCAUUGUGUAAAUUGGUGUAAAUCGUGAGUCGAUAGAGAUUGGAUUGCCGCGUCGCAUCUCGCGCCAUCUUGCGUCGAUUGAGCUAGUCAAUCCAUCCAACAUGGUGCUGGAAAGUACGAUGAUAUGCGUCGAUAAUAGCGAUUAUAUGAGAAAUGGGGAUUUCGUACCUACCCGGCUACAGGCGCAGCAAGAUGCCGUCAACUUGGUGUGUCAUUCCAAGACUCGCUCAAACCCAGAAAACAACGUUGGGCUCAUAACUCUUGCUAAUGUGGAAGUGCUGGCGACGCUCACAAGCGAUGUUGGCAGAAUACUGUCCAAACUCCACCAGGUUCAACCAAAUGGAAAGUUAGCUCUUAUCACAGGCAUCAGAAUCGCUCAUUUAGCAUUGAAACAUCGACAAGGCAAAAAUCAUAAAAUGCGCAUUGUUGCAUUUAUCGGAAGUCCAAUAGACAUCGAUGAGAAGGAAUUAGUCAAGUUAGCGAAACGUCUGAAAAAGGAGAAAGUGAACGUUGAUGUCAUAAGUUUUGGCGAAGAGAGCAUUAACAACGAUGUACUAACUGCCUUUGUUAAUGCAUUGAAUGGCAAGGACGGCACGGGAAGUCAUCUUGUCACUGUUCCACCAGGUCCGCAUUUAUCAGAUGCCCUGAUCUCUUCUCCUAUAAUUCAAGGUGAAGACGGAAUGGGUGCAGCCGGCAUGAGUGGUGCCGCGUUCGAAUUCGGGGUCGAUCCAAAUGAAGAUCCUGAGCUGGCGUUGGCUUUGCGCGUUUCUAUGGAGGAACAACGGCAACGUCAGGAAGACGAGGCACGUCGUGCACAGGCUAAUGAGACUGCCGCUAAUAAACAACCAGAAACUAUAAAGGAAGCUCCGAAUGAAGAAGCUAUGUUAAAACGUGCCCUUGCCAUGUCCCUUGAAGGUGCAGACGACUCUACUGCCGCUAGUGAUAAUACUGCUCCAAGCAGAAGCAACGUGCCGGACUUCACUAACAUGACAGAAGAAGAACAAAUUGCUUUUGCUAUGCAAAUGUCCAUGCAAGAUCAGCAAGAAUUGGAAUCCCAAAAGGAAGAAGCGAUGGAUGUGGAAGAGGAUUACGCAGCCGUCAUGUCUGAUCCUGCUUUUCUGCAAUCGGUCCUGGAGAACUUGCCAGGUGUGGAUCCGCAUUCUGAAGCCGUACGCCAAGCCGUUGGAUCGUUACAACAAAACAAAGAUAAAGAUAAAGAAAAAGAGAAAGAGAAGGAGAAAGACAAAGACAAAGACAAAAAAUAAAUGGCUCCUUAGUGCACUGAUAUUUACACUUGUGGCUAAAUUUGACAUUUUCCAUUAUUGUGUAUGAUAUAUUGUAGCUAUUAUAUCUUGCUUAUGAAAUAUAUUAUCAAUUUAUUGAAAAUGCCUAACUUAGUUUUAGUGAUAUCGCGUACGCGUGCGCGCGCGCAAUUUGAGUCAUUUCAAUUGGCGUUUUUAACAGUACCAGUCUGUCAGACUGGUGCGAUCAAUAAUUAACAUUAUGAUAAUAUAUAUUGUAUUAUUUAAAUACACUUUUUUAAGAACUUCACUCUCUUCUGCGAAUUUAUUAUUUUGUCAGCUGUAAGACGGAGUGACUUGACCAAAUCCGAUUAAUUUUAACGCUUGUUUCUACCAAUGUUAAUUUAAACUCUCAGUUCAGUUUGUUUUGCAUCUUUUUUUUAAUUCUUGGAACUGGAAAAAGAUGAAUAUGUGUAAAGUUAAACCUAGAUUAAAAUUAAUCUACAAUAGUAGAAACAGGCGUAAUUGAUUCAAUUCAC
Molecule: messenger RNA, 1781 nt
Organism: Trachymyrmex cornetzi
Lineage: Eukaryota; Metazoa; Arthropoda; Insecta; Hymenoptera; Formicidae
Gene: Rpn10
Product: regulatory particle non-ATPase 10
Exons: 6
Coding region: 103-1266 (387 amino acids)
Biological process (GO): proteasome-mediated ubiquitin-dependent protein catabolic process
Cellular component (GO): nucleus; cytosol; proteasome regulatory particle, base subcomplex
Molecular function (GO): polyubiquitin modification-dependent protein binding
Source: RefSeq, a predicted model, not a curated record